AUGGAUACACUAAAUCCUCCACCAGUAUCGUUAUGGCACACAGAUGAUGUUGAAAAAUGGAUGAAAAUAAACAAUUUAACUGAAUAUAUUGAUAAAUUUUGUAAUGAGAAUGAAAUUGAUGGUUUAACACUUUUAUUAAUGAAAGAAGAGGAUUUAAAAACUCGACCAUUAUCCAUUGUAUCUUUGAAAGAUAUUAAGAGAUUGUGGUACCAUAUUCGUUUAUUACAAUGCUCGGAAGCAAAUUUCUAUAAUCCGUUAACCAUACCAAAUGAAUAUUAUGAAAAAGUCAAUAGUACUCCAGUAUCACAAUCAAAAUCUGAUUUAACUAACCAUAAUAGAGAAAAUCACUCUGAACUGGCGCCGUCGAUUUUGUUAAGCGCAAAGACACAUAGUUAUCAAACAAAACCAAAUCCAAGAGUUUACUGUACUAUGUGUCGUGGCGAAAAGCGAAAAACAUUUUUUAGUUUUUUAUAUGCAUUUAUGAGUUGUCUAUGGACUUCCUACAUAAUGGCAGUUGUCCAUGAUCGUGUUCCAAAUACCACGAAAUAUCCACCGUUACCUGAUAUUUUCUUGGAUAAUAUUCCUUUUAUCAGCUGGGCAUUUUCUGCUACAGAAUAUCUAAUUUUUCUCCUGGGUAUUGCGUUUUUAUUAAUUUUGUGCUUUCACAAAUAUUGGACUGUUAUUCUACGUCGAUUUUUUGCCUUGAGUGGUACGAUUUUCUUACUGCGCUCAAUUACUAUGUUGGUAACAAGUUUAUCGGUACCUGGACCACACCUAGAAUGUACACCCUUCAAAUACGGUACAUUUCGCGAACGAUUUCUCCGUGGUUUAGAAAUAUUUUUGUUUCAAGGUGAUUAUAUGUUCUCCGGACAUACUGUUAUGCUUACCUUGCUUAAUCACUGCAUAACAGAAUAUACAACAUCGGAUUUUUAUGUUAUUCAUUUAAUAUCCUGGAUAUGCAACAUAUUUGGCAUGUUUCUUAUUUUGGCCGCUCAUGAACAUUAUACAAUUGAUGUCUUCAUAGCAUUUUUUCUUACAUCAAGAUUAUUUCUCUACUAUCAUUCGUUAGCAAAUAAUCUCGCACUAACUCAAAAAGAUACACGUUUAUCUAUUUGGUUUCCAAUGUUUAGUUAUUUCGAAAAGAAUGUGAAUGGUACUAUACCCAAUGUAUUUCGAAUUCCAUAUCCUUUCUCGAAAUUUCUAUCAUCCGAGGACAGAACCCGAGAAAAUGAUGGCGAUGAGAAUAAUAAUACGACCGAUCAUGAAGCGGCUGAGCAAACUAUACUUCAUUCGAAUAGCUAUUGUGAUAAUCCCGGUUGUUGUUCAAGAAAAGUUAAGUGA
Messenger RNA from Didymodactylos carnosus, 1341 nucleotides. NCBI's taxonomy places the organism in Eukaryota, Metazoa, Rotifera, Eurotatoria, Philodinida, Philodinidae. The record is from the annotation of a GenBank genome assembly.